AUGUUCCCCUCUCAAGAAUCCUUAAAGAAGAACUUCAUUGUCCCUUCUCCUGCUGGUGAUGUUGCUGCUCCUACUGGUGCUAACCUCUACGCUCGUUUCGCCAUUGCCGGUGCCAUCUGUUGUGGUGUCACUCACGGUGCUAUAAUCCAAUUGUCUCCCGAGAUUUACAACAAGGGUAUGAUUGCCGGUUUCCGUCAAGUCGUUGCCGCUGAAGGUGCUGGUGCUCUUUUGACCGGUUUCGGUCCUACUGCUGCCGGUUACUUCUUGCAAGGUGCCUUCAAGUUUGGUGGUUAUGAAUUCUGGAAGAAGACCUUUAUCGAUUUGGUUGGUGCUGAGAAGGCCUCUGAGAACCGUACUGCCAUCUAUCUCGGUUCUUCUGCUAUCGCCGAAUUCUUCGCUGAUGUUGCUCUCUGUCCUUUGGAAGCUACUCGUAUUCGUCUCGUCUCUCAACCUACUUUCGCUACUGGUCUCCUCAGUGGUUUCACCAAGAUUUUGAAGGAAGAGGGUGCUAUUAAGGGUUUCUACUCUGGUUUCGGUCCCAUCUUGUUGAAGCAAGUUCCUUAUACCAUGGCCAAGUUCGUCGUCUUUGAACGUACCACUGAACUCAUCUUGAAGCAAAUUGGUACCCCCAAGGACCAACUUGCUCCCUCCACUAUGACUACUGUCAACCUCGGUUCUGGUAUUGUUGCCGGUACCGUUGCUGCCAUUGUCUCUCAACCUGCUGAUACCUUGUUGUCCAAGAUCAACAAGCAAAAGGGUGCUGCUGGUGAGUCUCUCACCUCUCGUCUCGUCUCCAUGGCUGGUCAACUCGGUUUCAAGGGUCUCUUCUUGGGUCUCGGUCCCCGUAUUGUCAUGGUUGCUACUCUUACUGCUGGUCAAUUCGCCAUCUAUGGUGAUAUUAAGCGUGUUUUGGGUGCCACUGGUGGUGUUGAGAUUGCCAAAUAA
Messenger RNA from Mucor velutinosus, 945 nucleotides. RefSeq names its product J domain-containing protein. Gene Ontology annotation, cellular component: mitochondrial inner membrane. The record is from RefSeq and is a predicted model, not a curated record. The coding region runs from base 1 to 945 and encodes 314 amino acids. Gene Ontology annotation, molecular function: phosphate transmembrane transporter activity. Gene Ontology annotation, biological process: mitochondrial phosphate ion transmembrane transport. The transcript has 5 exons. NCBI's taxonomy places the organism in Eukaryota, Fungi, Mucoromycota, Mucoromycetes, Mucorales, Mucoraceae.